This is a messenger RNA of Aspergillus neoniger CBS 115656, 592 nucleotides long. RefSeq lists its product as uncharacterized. NCBI's taxonomy places the organism in Eukaryota, Fungi, Ascomycota, Eurotiomycetes, Eurotiales, Aspergillaceae. The record is from RefSeq and is a predicted model, not a curated record. The transcript has a single exon. The coding region runs from base 207 to 512 and encodes 101 amino acids.
CAAACAGCUCGAACUCCAGAAGAUAAUCGAUGCUCAAGCGCGGGAGCUGACUUUGAUGAGCUCCUCCUGGUACGAACUCCAGAAUCGAUUACAGAACAACAACAUUGGCCUGGCCCGGUAUCGGAAUGGAUCCCUGGCCGAUGCUCAGAAGGGCUGGCUAGCCAGGCAAAGAAGCGUGGUCGCUGGUCGAUAAAGCUCCGGUUUGUAUGUUGGCGAUAUGGUUUACGUCCUAUCUCUUCUUCGUACAUGUCUUUCUAAUUCUACCCUUUCCCCUUCUUCUCCCCUGCGCAUUUUCCAUCGUUACCAAGACUGUGUUUGUUGUUGCUAUACCUUUUUCUUUCUACAUACAUAUGUUUCCGUUGCUCGCCGCGCUAUACCAGCUCGUUGCGGCUCAACUACUACGACUACUACUACUACCCCUGGGUUUUUCGUUGGAGCUUGAUCGGCAUUAUAAACAUAUCAUACGCACCUUUAUGGCAUUGUUGCAUGUGUUAGACAAGUGUAUAUUCUGAAAGUCUUUCUUUUUUCAGAUUUCUAGAGACAGUGCUGCUUUUGACGUGACGUAGCCUAUAGAUGCAGCUCAUAAAAUAAU